This is a messenger RNA of Melitaea cinxia (Glanville fritillary), 714 nucleotides long. RefSeq lists its product as uncharacterized. The transcript has a single exon. The coding region runs from base 46 to 642 and encodes 198 amino acids. The record is from RefSeq and is a predicted model, not a curated record. NCBI's taxonomy places the organism in Eukaryota, Metazoa, Arthropoda, Insecta, Lepidoptera, Nymphalidae.
UAGUUCAUUAAAUUUAAACUUCUUGACGGUUCUUAUAAUUUCAAAAUGAAAUUUCUCGUGUUAUCUUGUUUGAUUGUGUGUGUUGCCGCUGAGCUGCCUCGCUUCAGACCAGCGAGGUUCAGGUUUCAGCGUCAGGAAUUAGAACCGACGACAACUGAUUCACCGAGGGAAGCAACAACAGAACCCUCGGGACCGUAUCCUCCAUCUGGUUGGAAGCCAGCUGGCCAAGCUUUCACAUUACCUCAGGAAACUACCGCGGCCCCUAUGGAUACGUAUGGACCCCCUGAAGCAAGUGGACCGUACCCGCCUUCAGGAUGGAAGCCUGAAGGACAAGCUUUCACAUUACCCCAGGAGCAGACUCCACCAAAGACGAGCUACGGUGUUCCAGAUAACACGUAUGGUGUACCAGAUAACACAUAUGGCGUUCCCACUACUGACGCGACGACCACAGAAAACCCAGAAGCAGAAAAAUUAGUAGGACCAGUAGAGGUACAAAAAAGUGUUGGUACCUAUUACGUUCUGCUACCAAACGGACAGUUACAAAGAAUAGAAUUCGUUUCGGAAGAUGAUAUUCAGAAUAUGAAGUAUACAGCGAGAUUGCAACUUCGUGAACGAGCACCUUUAUACGUUUUUGGACCUUAAAAGUACAGACAAUUAUUGCGUAAAUUUUUCUGACUAUCAUGUGAAUAAUGAAUAAAUUGGAGGGACAAUUAA